Brassicogethes aeneus is the source of this 3046-nucleotide messenger RNA. The record is from the annotation of a GenBank genome assembly. NCBI's taxonomy places the organism in Eukaryota, Metazoa, Arthropoda, Insecta, Coleoptera, Nitidulidae.
CUCUAUUGCACGCGAGCAUUAGGCGUUUCGCUCUUUGAGAAUUAACAACAAGCUGGUGAAAUAGUGUGUGUUUUGUUACAAAAAUAAGCAACAUGUCCAGAAAAAGUGGAGAAUCGAAACCCCUGCACGGGGGUUAUAAGCCUCAACUAAUAGCUCAAGUAGACCAGAAAAAGGGUGGCGUAAACACACAAGUUGUCAUGACUAACUAUAAAAGUCAAAAACACGAUGUACCGGCCCAAUCAACCAAUGGAUCCACGGUACCCUUAGUUCUCGGAAAUCCGAAUAAUGACGUCGAAGCGGGUGACUAUGAUCCUUAUCAGCACCGGAAUAUUACGCAUCCCACAUCGGAUAUGGACACCCUCAUCCACUUACUUAAAGGAAGUCUAGGAUCAGGCAUAUUGUCUAUGCCUUUGGCAUUUGCCAAUUCUGGUCUUUAUUUUGGUCUUAUUUCCACCUUUACAAUUGGUCUAAUAUGCACCUACUGUGUUCAUAUUUUAGUAAAAAGCGCGCACACACUAUGUAGGCGUAUGCGGGUUCCAUCUUUAGGUUUUGCCGAUAUCGCAGAAACUGCCUUUUUAGCAGGUCCCAAAGCCUUCCAUCAAUGGGCCAAAUUCGCGAAAGCAUGCAUUAACCUUUUCUUGGUUAUAGAUUUGCUGGGUUGCUGUUGUAUAUAUGUCGUGUUCGUUGCAAAAAACGUUAAACAAGUCGUAGAUUUCUAUGCAGCUGAUGAUUAUAAAUUUGAUACCAGGAUAUAUAUGGCCGCAUGCCUUCUUCCUCUCCUUCUCUUUAACUCAAUUAAAAAGCUGAAAUAUUUGUCCCCAUUUUCUAUGAUUGCAAACAUACUUAUGGCCGUUGGUUUAAGCAUCACGUUUUAUUAUAUACUUACUGAUAACCCCACCGAAGAACAAAAGGCAGAACGCGUAGUUGAGAAUAUUGUUAGCCCCAUCCAUUGGCCCAUGUUCUUUGGUACUGUCAUUUUCGCACUAGAAGGUAUUGGUGUAGUUAUGCCUUUGGAGAACAACAUGAAAACUCCCCAACAUUUUACCGGAUGCCCUGGCGUUCUAAACAUCGGCAUGUUCUUCGUUAUCUCUCUCUACUCUUCCGUUGGAUUCAUGGGUUACAAGACUUAUGGCAAAAAAGCUGAAGGCAGUAUCACUCUUAAUCUUCCAGAAGACAAAAUUCUGGCACAAUCUGUGAAACUUAUGAUCGCAGCCGCAGUGUUUUUGACCUACGCUCUCCAAUUUUACGUGCCAAUGGAAAUUAUCUGGAAAGCGCUGAAAAACAGCUACCAAAACAGGCCAACUCUGGCAGAAAACGUAAUCCGUUACAGUUUGAUCGUGCUAACGGUGGGGAUCGCGAUUUGUGUGCCAAAUUUGGGCGGCUUCAUAACCCUUGUGGGAGCCGUGUGUCUGUCGACGUUGGGUCUCAUAUUCCCAGCCAUAAUUGACACCGUCACAAACUACGAAGAUCCCGGCAUGGGUCGUUUCAAGUGGAGACUGGUGAAAAAUUGUCUUCUCGUCACUUUCGGUCUGAUUGGUUUUGUGACCGGAACGUACGUCAGCAUAAUCGAAAUCAUCUACGGUUAAAAUUUCUCGCUAAUUUAGUAGCAACGCGUUUCUUGGGCGUCUUUCGUGCAGGGAGCCGAUCAUUUGGAAAACGGCAGGGGUGGGCUUUAUGCCGGCUGAAACCCGGUGGUGUUUUCCUAUCUCUUAGAACAAUUUUUAUUCGAUACAUUUUGGGCAGCCGGGAAAUCAAGUCAAAUUAUUAUCUAGAUAAUAGCCUUCUAUUCAAUGACAUAUGGUUUCUUUUCUCCCCUAACAUAUCAAAAGACAUACCAAAAAUUAAAACGGCUCCCUGUAUAAUAAUAUACUCAUCAGAAAAAAAAUCUUUUGAGACUUUUCUAUUCGCAGACUAGUAAAAGACUGCAAGUUUCUAGCUGUGAUUAUUACAGUAAAAAUAAUUUUCAUUUUAAAAUGUAUUUGAGCGAAAGCCAAAUUUCACAGUUUAUAGUAAUGGCUGACAUCUUUAACAAAUAUUUUUUACCAAGAUAACGAAUUUUGUUAUAGUCGAUUCAUUUUUUAAUUAUUAAACAUUUCCUAAACAAAAGUCAAGAUAGUGAGAAUUUUUUAGCCAUCCACUUAUUUAUAUUUAUAAAUAUAAUGAUUGUGAUUUUCUUAGAUUUCUAAGUAGAAUUCGAAUAGUGAGCUCAAAUUAUAGUGUAAAAUUGUUAGUGUUCAUUACUCUUUAUAAUUAAAGCCUCCCAUUUUAUAUGUUAUCUAUCAAAUAUUAUAAAAUUUAGACAAAAUUAGCAAUCGCCUAUUUAAAGUUGACAUAAAAAAUGGGUAUUAAAAUAGACUAGGUACCUAUCUAAAACCAUUAGUAAUCAUUAAAAACUGUCAUCUUUAGGUUUAGUUUUGUAUCUUAAAUGUUUAGGUUUUGCCGACAUAAUUGACUGAGAAACUGGUUUAAUUAGGAGUAAAUUUUCUCAAUAGACAAGCCAUUGGCUUAAAACAACUUAAGUUCUGAACACUGGUGACCUAACACAAUAAAUACAGUAUUUUAGUUCCAAAGGAACUGUUGUUUGGUGCCUUACAAUACAAACCAAAGUCUGGAUGUUUUUUGUCCAGAUGAGGAAAAUUUAAAGUUUAUUUAAAAAAACAGGGUUGGUUUAAGAAAUUGUUCAAUGUUCCUUAUUUACACAGACAGCUUUAACGUAUUAAUUUUCAUUUUUGAUCACCUUGUCAUUUAUUUUUAUACUUAUUUAUUAUAAAUAUUAAAUAACAAAAGGUUGUCUGUAAGGGAAAUGUUUAUUUAUGAAUCCAACUAUUUAUUUAAAAAAAAACUACUUAAACAUGGAUUUAUAAAAUAAACAUUUAAAAAGAAGCAUUUCUAAGUUCUUGUAGUCUGUAUCCCAAAGUUUUAACAUCAAACUGCUUUAAAUAAAAUACUUAAUACAAGAAUUUAAAGUAUAAAUAAUUAAGUCAAUAAUUUCCAAAAAUUUUGUUAUAAUGAUAUUAUGUAUUUCUACCCAAUUAUAUGAAAAAAU